Messenger RNA from Neoarius graeffei (lesser salmon catfish), 3215 nucleotides. RefSeq names its product stromal cell derived factor 4 (gene sdf4). Gene Ontology annotation, molecular function: calcium ion binding. The transcript is spliced from 7 exons. The record is from RefSeq and is a predicted model, not a curated record. NCBI's taxonomy places the organism in Eukaryota, Metazoa, Chordata, Actinopteri, Siluriformes, Ariidae. Gene Ontology annotation, cellular component: endoplasmic reticulum. Gene Ontology annotation, biological process: calcium-ion regulated exocytosis. Bases 248 to 1318 code for a protein of 356 amino acids.
UGCGCGUGUGUUUUUCAGCCAUUGGUCCGAGCGCGAGCCGCUGUUAGCCACGUCAACAGGAACUCGCCCAUCUGUGAACUUCCCACUGCGGACGGGAGGAAGGCUGCCACUUCUCGCUUUCACCGCUCUAUUUCUGCUUCACCGUUAAAGAAACGGUCCGUUGACUCCCUUCGGUCUCGCGAACAUUCGGUAUCCUGAGGGAAGCUCGCGGCUAACAGUGUGUCCAGUUGAGGUGUAGUUGGCAGUCAUGUCCUGUACAAGAAGAGUUUGGACAGGGCACCAUGGGGCGGCAUUCUGCGUCCUGUUUGUGAUUUUGAUCAUGGAUGUCCAAGCACGACCCGCAAACAUAUCAGUCCACAGAAGCAAACAUGUCAGCGGUAAGGACGACAACGAGAUCCUUCCUCCUGAUCACCUAAACGGUGUCAAAAUGGAAAUGGAUGGCCACCUGAACAAGGACUUCCAUCAAGAAGUGUUUCUUGGAAAGGACAUGGAGGAGUUUGAUGAAGACUCUGAGCCCAGGAAGAACCGCAAGAAACUAAUUGAAAUUUUUAGCAAAGUUGAUUUGAAUAAGGACAGAAGUAUCAGCGCUAAAGAGCUUCAACGUUGGAUCAUGCAGAAAACAGAAGAGCAUUUCCAAGAGGCGGUGAAGGAGAACAAACUUAAUUUCCAUGCUGUAGAUCCAGAUGGAGAUGGACAUGUGACCUGGAAUGAGUACCGGGUGAAGUUUUUGGCCAGCAAAGGCUUCAAUGAGCAGGAGGUAGCCGAGAAGAUAAAAAAUAACGAAGAUCUUAAAGUGGAUGAGGAGACUCAGGAGAUAUUGGAAAGUCUGAAGGAUCGCUGGUUCCAGGCGGAUAACCCUCCAGCUGACCAGCUGCUGAACGAGGAGGAGUUUCUCUCCUUCCUUCAUCCAGAGCACAGCAGAGGCAUGCUCAAAUACAUGGUCAAGGAGAUCAUCAGAGACCUGGAUCAAGAUGGAGACAAACAGCUAACGCUGUCAGAGUUCAUCUCUCUGCCCAUGGGCACGGUGGAGAACCAGCAGGGCCAGGACAUUGAUGACGACUGGGUUCGUGAAAGGAAGAAGGAGUUUGAGGAGGUCAUCGACGCCAACCACAACGGCAUUGUCACCAUGGACGAGCUUGAGGAAUACAUGGAUCCCAUGAAUGAGUACAACGCUCUUAACGAGGCCAAGCAGAUGAUCGCUGUUGCUGACGAGAACCAGAACCACAACCUAGAACUGGAGGAGAUCCUUAAAUACAGCGAGUACUUUACCGGCAGUAAGUUCAUGGACUACGCCCGUAAUGUACAUGAGGAGUUCUAGCACGUUCUCCUUAAUCCUGUAAGGGGGGGGGGGACCUUUAUUCUGCCCAACAGCUAAACAGACAGAUGUAUGGUACCCACAGUCUUUAGGAUUACAUGUGGGGUUGCCUGCUAGGGAUUUGUUGGUGUGUGUGUGUGUGUGUGUGGGUGGAUGCUUGAAGCAGCAUCUAGAAUGUUAAUGUCUCAUUAUAAAACAUUGAGAAUUUUCUGAUGUUCCUCUUUAAUAUUUUCACACUGCAUCAGAAUCUGCCUUCUGUUUGAGCUGCUUUUGCUGAAGUGUUAAUAAUGGGAUUUAAUAUUUUAUAUGGGGGGGAUAUCAUUGCUUUCAGGUAUAACCAGAUCUUUUGAUCCCUCACUGUAUAGAGAGAGCAGAUUUGUAAAAAGUAAAUGAUGCCUCCGUUUGAAAUGUAAAUAAUAUUCUUGAAACGUUAUAAUAUAUAAGCUUUUUUGAUUCUCACAAAGAAAUGCCCUUGACUUGUGGACACCUGCUGUUUCUGAAGUUCAAGGGUUCACAUGAAUGAAAGAACAGUAAUGCCAAGAAAGUCAAACUGUAAUUGUGUGUGUGUGUGUGGUACUAAAAAGUUUGGACACCCCUACUCAUUCAUGGGUUUUUCUGUAUUGUGACUAUUUUCUACAUUGUACAACAAUACUGAAGACAUCAAAGCUAUGAAAUAACGUAUCGGGGAAUUAUGUGGUAAACAAAAAAUGUUAAACCAAAAAUGUUUGCUAUUUAAAAUUUUUCAAAGCAGCCACUGUUUACCUUGAUGACGCUUUGUACACUAUUGGCAUCAUCUUAACCAGCCUCACGAGAGAGUCGCCUGGAAUGCUUUUCAAUUAACAGGUGUCUCGUCAAAAGUUAAUUAGUGCAAUUUCUUGCUGCCUUAAUGUGUUUUGAGAUCAAAUAAAUAAUAAAAAUACAGUAAAUAGCCCUAUUCCACAACUGUAGUAAUUCAUAUGUCAAGAAUCACUCAACUAAGUAAAGAGAAACGACAUCCAUCAUUACUAUAAGACAUGAAGUGUCUUUUUAAUUAAUAAGACAAAACAUUGAAUUAGGUGUGUCCAAACUUUGUGUUACUGUUGCAUUCAAGUUGUCUAAUAAAAGAAAAUGACUGUGCAUUUUCUGAAUUGACAAGAAAAGACAUUUGUUUUUUUUGCCCUCAUAUGGCAGGUGUUUGUUUGCACAUGGUAUAAAUGAGCAGAUAUUGACACUAUUAUUGUUGGAUACUUACACCGUCUCCUUAUGUCCUUCAUCCUCCUUCAUAUCCCUCUGAGGAGAGAUUAUGGAUUCUUUCGAAGUUCUUGUGAGGAUUUCUACUUAAUUUCUCGGUGAUUUUUUCUUUUUCAUGUUGAUUUCAGAGCAGGGACUGACCUAGGACCAAGUUGGUCAAUGCUCAAUGGCUCUGGAAACAGCACUAUUACUGUGAGACUCUGUAAUACCUCCCACAGAUCUGGUGUGCAUUAGCUUUCCUUGAAUCACAUGCAAAGCAAAAGAUUAGUUCGUUAUUUUUGCUUCUCUUUUCCAAGACUAAAAAUGUCAUACUUUAAAUGGAGUAAAUCUGUUGGCUUUUAUUGUGGAAUUGGGGUGCAUUGAUGUAUUAUUUCAAAUAUAUAAAUAUUUUCUUAAAUUUUACAAGUUUUGUUUAAUAUUUAAUGGGUCCCUUCAUUCUUAUUGGAAAGGCUUGUUUUAUGAGUCCAUUAUUAUAAAGUAUGCUUUCUUGGUUAAUUUAUUACCAUCUUAUGCAGGAUAUGAGUUUAUGAAGCCAUUUGUGUACAUUAUGAUGCCUUUGUCCUGUGGAAGUGUUUGAUUUAAAGCUGUUUCUUUCAGCUGUAUGCCCACAUUUUCUUACAGCUGCUGAAUGUCUUGGCUUUUAUGCAUUAAACAAUGCUGUCUAAAUUGA